Messenger RNA from Synchiropus splendidus (mandarinfish), 5540 nucleotides. RefSeq names its product exostosin-like glycosyltransferase 3 (gene extl3). Bases 573 to 3323 code for a protein of 916 amino acids. The transcript is spliced from 6 exons. Gene Ontology annotation, molecular function: glycosyltransferase activity. NCBI's taxonomy places the organism in Eukaryota, Metazoa, Chordata, Actinopteri, Syngnathiformes, Callionymidae. The record is from RefSeq and is a predicted model, not a curated record. Gene Ontology annotation, cellular component: membrane.
CCGUCUCUUCAACAACGCUGCAGCGCCGCAAGCGCCCACCGAGAUUUCCCUCAAACAAACCCACCAAAACUCGGAUUUUACCCCCUGACAAACUUCCCGCAAGGCUGCCGCGCGUUUCCAGUCAAGUCUACCUGCAGGUUGAGAUGUUUCGGAAAAGAAUAAGGAGCAAUUGAGGGAAAAGCCACAUUGGAUGAAUACAAUGAGAUCCAAUAGAGAAGCUGCUGUUUCCCCCGGCUGUCACACGGACCUGUGAGCAACGAUGACCCGUCUGCAACACCCACUGAGGGGCACCCCUCCACUGACGUGGGACUGUUUCCUCACAUAGAAUGGCUUGACCGCAGCACAAAAUGGCUUCAGCUCAUCUUCUUUACCACACAACUGAGCAAAUUUUGGAGUUCAGGUGAGGCUGUGUCCCGCACCAAUACCCACGGGACACCUAACGUGAAGAGCAUACUCAUCAGCUUUGAUGAUUUAGCAUCAAUAUCCACCUUGCUGACAAGGUCGUAUCAUGGCUGCUGCACAUCCCCAUAGCAACGUCUCCUAGGAGAGGAGGAGCAGGCUGAGAGUCAACAAUGCAGCGCAACGGCGGUGGCGGCGGCGCCAGCGGACAUCAAUGGGUGUUGCGGCGAGUGCGCCUCACCUGGCUCAGUUUCAUGCUCUUCUUCAUCCUGGUUUUCUUCCCACUAAUUGCCCACUACUACCUCACCACCAUCGAUGAAGCCGGCGGGAACGAAAAGCGGAUGUUUGGGCCCCGACCUGGAGGGGAGCUGUGCGAGGCCAAACAUGUGCAAGACUUGUGCCGCAUCCGCGAGUCGGUCAGCGAAGAACUGCUUCAGCUGGAAGCCAAGAGGCAGGAGCUUAACGGCGAAAUCUCGCGGCUCAACUUGCGCAUCGAGGUCUGCAAGCGCAGCAUCGACAGUGCCAAGCAGGACCUGCUGCAGCUGAAGAAUGUCAUUAGCCAGACGGAGCAUUCGUAUAAAGAGCUGAUGGCUCAAAACCAACCGAAACUCUCUUUGCCUGUCAGGUUGCUGCCAGAUAAGGAGGAUCCAGGACUUCCUCCGCCCAAAUCUGCGCGCUCCUGUCGGCUGAGUAACUGCUUUGAUUAUGCCCGCUGCCCUCUGACAUCAGGGUUUCCAGUUUACGUUUACGACACUGGCUUAUACCCAUGGGGGGAACUCAUCGACCCUCUGGUUCGGCAGGCCUUUGCAGCCUCAGUAAAAAGCAACAUUUAUGUAACCGACAACCCCAGUAUUGCCUGUCUGUAUUUAGUGCUGGUUGGUGAGCUGCAGGAGUCCCCGUCCUCUCCACCUCCCUCUCCACAGGAUCUAGAGAAACAGCUGAAAGCACUUCCAUACUGGAGAUCAGAUGGACACAAUCACAUACUGGUGCAUCUCUCAAGAAAAUCCAUGACACAGAACUUCCUGUAUAAUGUGAGCACUGGACGGGCCGCAGUUGCCCAGUCCACAUUCCUGGAAUUGCAGUACAGAGAGGACUUUGACUUGGUUGUCUCCCCGCUGGUUCAUGCCCUCUCUGAGCCAAACUUUUUGGAAGUUCCUCCACAGGUGCCUGUGAAGAGGAAGUACCUCUUCACCUUCCAGGGCGAGAGGGUGGAGUCAUUGAGAAGCAGCCUCCAGGAGAGUCCGCCUCAGUCGUUCGAAGAGGAGAUGGAAGGAGAUCCACCUGCCGACUUUGACGAUCGAAUCAUUGGUACUUUGAAAGCUGUGCAGGACAGCCACCUGGAUCAGGUGCUGGUGGAGUUCACCUGCAAGAACCCAAGGGCCAGUUUGCCAACGGAGUGGUCUCUGUGUGGAGAGAGGGAAGAGAGGCUGGAGGUGCUGAAGGCAUCAACGUUUGCCUUGGUCAUCGCUCCUGGAGACGGACAGCUGGUGGCCUCAGCUGGCUGUGGGAUGAGACUUUUCGAAGCACUGGAGGUUGGUGCAAUACCCGUUGUAUUGGGGGAUCACUCCAAACUGCCGUACCACCAGUUAAUCCGGUGGACUGAGGCUGCAAUUUUAGUGCCCAAACCUCGCGUUACAGAGUUGCACUUUCUGCUGCGCAGUCUAUCAGACAAUGACUUGCUUGCAAUGAGGCGGCAGGGCCGCUUUCUUUGGGAGACCUACUUCUCCACCUCAGAGAGUGUCUUCAGCACCAUCCUCGCCAGCAUACGGACCCGCAUCCAGCUGCCUGCUGCCCCCAUCAAAGAUGAGCCAGCGCAGGAGAUCCCUCACAAAGCAGGAAAGCUGGCUGGAACUGAUGCGAACCUGGCCGAUAACGGGGAUCUUGAUCUGGGUCCUGUUGAGACCGAGCCACCGUACGCCUCGCCGCGCUUUCUCCGAAACUUCACGUACACAGCAUCGGACACCUACAGGACAUGGAACAAAGCUCCGGGACCUUUCCACCUGUUUCCCCACACUCCACUUGACCCGGUCUUGCCCUCUGAGGCCAAGUUCCUUGGCUCUGGUACUGGGUUCAGGCCGAUCGGUGGAGGCACAGGUGGCUCAGGUAAGGAGUUCCAAGCAGCCUUGGGGGGCAACGUCCCCAGAGAACAGUUCACCGUGGUCAUGCUGACGUACGAGAGGGAGGAGGUGCUGAUGAACUCCCUGGAGAGGUUGAAUGGUCUACCGUACCUCAACAAGGUGGUAGUGGUGUGGAACUCUCCGAAGCCUCCAUCUGAUGACCUGCUGUGGCCCGACAUCGGCCUUCCCAUCGUGGUGGUCCGCACUGAGAAGAACAGUCUCAACAACCGCUUCCUGCCCUGGGACGUGGUGGAGACGGAGGCCAUCCUGUCAAUCGACGACGACGCUCACCUUCGUCACGAUGAGAUCAUGUUCGGAUUCAGAGUGUGGCGAGAAGCCCGGGAUCGCAUUGUGGGGUUCCCUGGCCGGUACCACGCCUGGGACCUCAACCAUCAGUCCUGGCUCUACAACUCCAACUACUCGUGUGAGCUGUCCAUGGUGCUGACCGGAGCUGCGUUCUUUCACAAGUACUACGCCUACCUGUACUCAUACGUGAUGCCGCAGGCCAUCAGGGACAUGGUGGACGAGUACAUCAACUGCGAGGACAUCGCCAUGAACUUCCUAGUGUCUCACAUCACCCGGAAACCGCCCAUCAAGGUGACCUCUCGCUGGACCUUCCGCUGCCCCGGCUGCCCGCAGGCGCUGUCCCACGACGACUCCCACUUCCACGAGCGGCACAAGUGCAUCAACUUCUUCGUGAAGGUCUACGGGUACAUGCCGUUGCUCUACACGCAGUUCCGCGUGGACUCGGUGCUGUUCAAGACACGGCUGCCCCACGACAAGACCAAGUGCUUCAAGUUCAUCUGAGUGGGACGUGACGGAUAUUCCCGCCAGGUGUGGAGCUGCCAGCAGAGGUCCUGCUCUCCCCCACCUGCAACCACUACGGCUGCGUCGGUAGCUUCUGCACAGUCACAAAACUUGUACAGAGAAGCAUCAGUCGCCCUUUUCGUCUUCUUCAGCUACAAACUCUCGUCCAGGAGAGCAGCACUGAUGGUCCGAAAUGUUUUAUUGACUUUUUUAAUCGUGUUGUUGAACUCUGUAAAUCUGUCGAGACAAAUGUUUCAGAUGUGGCAGUGAUGGCAGUCUGCGGCCGGAUCGACACGCUGGAGGGCUUUAUGUGGUCAGAUUUCAUGGAGGACAGAUAAGAGCAGCCAACACCCACUUUUCUGAUGAAGAUCGGUGAGCAAAAACAAUGCGUGUUUUCAAAGAAGUAUUUCAGAUUUCAGGCAGUUAAGGGAAAAAGAAAACACAUUUUCAUGAUUCAUCUUAAGUUGAUAGCAUUGACUCCUACAAUAUUUGUUGGCAUCAGAAAAACCAUAUUAUGAGUAAGAUAAAAAAUAAAAUCUCGAUAUUAGAAAUGUGAUUUUAUUGCCAUUGAUUUAUUUGAAAUUUAAAAAUUGCAUUACAAGGACAAAACCAGAAAACAAAUUUCUGUUUAAAAAAUAUUUUCAAAGAGAAUUCUGGCCAGGAAUAGAGUUGUUUGUUAGUUUGCGAGAUCCGAGAUCCUAUUUCUAAAUAAACCAGCAAUGGCAGUCUCGGUUCUGUCGGCCCUCCAGCGUGUUCGUCCUCUUGUCAUCCGGGUCGUGUUUCAGACUUGGGUUCAGCGUCACCGAAAUGCCUCGAUGUGAAAACCUGCCACCAUUUUCUUUCCCCCUCCCCUGCCACAGUCUCGCUGCCAAAAACAGAUUUUAGAGCGUCGGGCCGUCGAGGAGGACGCGUUUCUGUUCUGGACUUUUCCACGCGGACGGAAACUUUACGCUGUCGCCAUAUUGGCUCCACUUUAAUUUUUCUUACGGUGAUGAAUGUUUUCUUUGCCAAAUCGGUACGAUGAUGUCGGGUCAGGACCCGAGGUCCUGAGGUCGCCUGGUCCUGGUCCAGCUCUCGUGGUCCUCCAUCCGUCACGUGCUACUUUUUAACGCAACAACCCCCUUUUUUAUUUGAACCCCCUUUUCUUCAGAAGCGUGCUGCGUUCACUCCAGUCGGAAAUCUGAGUUUAAGUCUUAUAUUGUUAAUCCGUUUUUGUUAAAACAGAUUUUUAAUUUGAGUUCAAACUAUUCUUUUUUAAUACAUUUCUUUUAAAGAUUUUUCCCCACAAAAUUAUUUUAUUACUUUUUUUAGUUGAUGCUCAGACUGUGACAUAUUUUUAAAUUAUUCAACAGUCAAUUAAAACACAUUUAAUUGGCUAAAAAAAUGUAGAUUUUUGUUUUUCUGUCACUUCAUGAUUCAUUUUUUUCCCCAAAAUGAAGCCUCAUUCUAGUGUGAAAGAAAGAAAUACUUUUGAAAACACAUUUGGGAAAAUGGUCGUCCAAACAAAAAAUAUUUUUUUCAUUUUGUUAACUUUAUUGAAACUCCUUAAGAAUAUAUAUAUAUAUAUAAAACCCACCUUUUGUUUUUAACCAAUUCCAGGCUCAUUUUCAGAAAAUGUGAAAUUGUACUUGGAAACUCGGCCGUUCCGCUCUGGGGUGGCGUCGACGCCCUUCUGUGACCAACCACCACGCGAGUCGCUCCUUCUGUAUAUUUAUUGAAAAUAUUGUUGAAAAACAUUUUUAUAUGAACAUGCAAUAAAAAGUGCUCAGUCGGGGGGAGGGGGGUCGCGUCCCGGAAAACCAGCCCACUCAGCAGGGGAGGGGCUUGCCACGUCAAUUAGGGGGCGCUGGAGCGUCCUCCGCUUUGAAGACCUGGUUGCUGACCUUUGACCUCCACAGAUUAAUCUGGAUCCCCUUAAACACAGCGCUGAUUCAUGACAGAAAUUCUUGAUUGGACCCGAUGAGCUGGCAGCGCAGCCAGAGCUGGGAGAUCAGGUGGUGUUUGUCUGGACCCCCCCCACCACCCCUCCAUCAUCCUGCACCCUCCGCCCUGCUCUGCUCUGUGGCUGGUUUUCCCAGACUUGAGUUAGGAAUUCUCCCCCCAAUGACUAUGUGAAACCAUGAGUCAGCGUUUAGCCCCUUGCAUUGAAUGAUGACUCGGCAGAAACUCCAGCAUUGGAAAAUAAAAACAAGAAAACAAUGGUUGUUUAUAAAGUUG